CAGACACUCCAGCGGAUGGAUGAGGAACAUCUGCUGUAGGAAAACUUCCUUUUAUGUUAAAACGGCUUAUUUUUGGUUGUUUCGAGUUUAAAUGUCGUACAGAUAGUGACUAACUGUCAAGGACUUUGUCAUUUUAAAGAGAUUCCAGUGAGAAGUUUGGUCCUCUGUUGCCAAAUACAGACCAUCUUUCAUCAUGGGUGACUGGAGCGCGCUGGGGAAACUUCUUGACAAGGUCCAGGCGUACUCAACGGCAGGAGGCAAAGUCUGGCUCUCGGUCCUCUUCAUUUUCCGGAUCCUGGUUUUGGGAACCGCCGUGGAGUCCGCGUGGGGAGAUGAGCAGUCGGCGUUCCGGUGCAACACGGAGCAGCCGGGUUGUGUGAAUGUGUGCUACGACAAAUCUUUCCCAAUCUCACACGUGCGCUUCUGGGUGUUACAGAUCAUAUUUGUGUCCAUGCCGACCCUGCUGUAUCUGAGCCACGUUGUGUUCCUCAUGCACAAGGAGGAGAAGCUAAAUAAGAAAGAGGAGAAAUUAAGAGACAUCCAGAGCAAAGGAGGAGACGUGGACACCCUUCUGCGGGAAAUCGAAAUGAGGAAGUUCAAGUACGGCCUGGAAGAUCACGGGAAGAUCAAAAUGCGAGGUGGAAUAUUUUACACAUAUAUGGUGAGCAUCGUGUUGAAGUCCAUAUUUGAAGUUGGCUUCCUGUUAAUUCAAUGGCAUCUUUAUGGAUUCAAGCUGUCGGCCAUUUAUACGUGUCAAAGGUUCCCCUGUCCCCAUAAAGUGGAUUGUUUCCUGUCUCGUCCCACAGAGAAGACAGUUUUUAUCGUCUUCAUGCUGGUUGUCUCGCUUGUUUCUUUGGCUCUCAACAUCUUUGAGUUUUUCUAUGUGAUUUUCAAACGGAUGAAGGACCAAAUCAAAGAGUCGGAGAGAAAAUUCGACAGAGCCUGCGAUGUCAAGCCUUGUCCGAGAAACCUGUCCGGUUACGGGUAUUACAAUGACUGUUCUGCAUCUGCACCUGUCCCCAAUCUGGGGUACAAUCUGAAUACGGGUGAUAAGUCGAACUCUUCUGACAACUACGACAAGCAAGCCAACGAACAGAAUUGGACGAAUUACAGCACAGAACAGAACCAGCUGGGUCAAAGGGAUUAUUGCCACACCCAGCGCUUUCCAUACCCUGAGAAAGGGACUUUGGGAAAAGAUCUUCUCUUGCUUAAAGAGCUCGAACCUCGACCUAGUAGUCGAGCGAGUAGUCGGCCCAGACCCGAUGAUCUGGACAUAUAGCAGAGACCUUAAUGAAAGGCCUCAUAAACAAUUUCUUGAAGUUAUGUAGUGAAUGUUUUACAACAUCGGUGAAAAGGACAAAGUUGAAUCUGACAUCCCAAGAAUGCAGUCUCAGCUUUUAUAUAUUUAUUUUUAUAUAUUUUUUAUUUUAUUAGUAUUAGUAGGCUAUAUGACAUAUGGCUGGUUCUUAUGAAAAUAAUAUUUAUGGUUCUGAUAGUGAAAAUAUUCAGCUACUUAAAAAAAACAUUUAAUAUUAUAAGUACAUGGCUGGGUGACACAUACACUCUUUAAAAAGAAGAAUGGAAGAAGUACAAUGUUUUGGCUGAAUGGUUCUUAGAGGAACCAAAAGUCUUCCUUCAAUGGCAUCGCUGUGAAGAACCUUUUAAAGCACCUUUAUUUAAGUGUAUUUUUUGUAUAUUUAAAGUUCACGUUCCCAGUUAGUGUGUAAUGUUGCUAUAAUAGCAUAAAUAAUACCUGUAAAAUGAUAAAGGUCAAAGUUCACUGCCAGGCGAAGUACUUUCUUUAACAGAACCACUUCCUGCUUUAAUGACAUCAGUAGAACAGUUUUUUGACUAAAUUCCGCCCACAGGAAUAUGUCAGUCGCCAGAUAAGCUAACGGCAAGCUAAGCGGCUAUCGAAUCACAACACACUAAACAAACUACACAAUCAGAACAAGUUACGUAUUUCUGAAGAAGGGACUUCAUAAAACAAGAAAGACAGCCCUAUACAGAUAAGUAAAUUGUGUGAAAAAUAUCGUGUUUUUUUUAAACGUGAAACAUGAACACGUGUUAUAUUGUGCACUGCAAACACAAUCAAAGCUUCAAAAACACAAAAAAGUGACCUUUAACAAUAAGAUUUUACCUUGUAGUUUAAUUUAAAGUUUAAUAUAUACACUCUAUACCCACGAUUGGGUAAAAUGCGGAAAAACAAACUUUUUGUACACAUUAAUAUUUGAGUUACUUUUUUAAAAAAGUAAUGCGAGUUACUUUUCAUUUUAAUGAAUUAAAUUUGAAAAUAAAAUAAUGUACUGAAUUAUUAGCGUAGAAUUACGCGCACUGUGCGCCUGAGCGGGAACUUUUGUGUCAGAAACGGAGAUGGCAGGCCAGAGCUUGACAUUUUUGCGAUCAUAAAAAACACCUGCAAGGCCUGAAAGAGAUCAAGCCUCAGCCAAGUAACUUAAAAGUAACUUAAAAGUAACGUAAUAGGGGUGGGAAUCGCUUGGACCCUCAUGAAUCGAUUCAGAAUAGAUUCUUAGGAUCCAAAUUUGAUUCAGAAUCUAUUCUUGACGUACUAACUGGCAUAUUUGUGACGUCAUUACGUCACAUUUGCUCUCAAAGCCAGGUAAUGUUUGCGCUUUUGCUACUAGUCUCUGAACUGUCAUAUACUGUACUUUAAUGCAACUAAGGGAUAAAUAAUGUCAUUCUUAUAUACAUAUAUGUCCUGUUUCUGUUGUAAGACAUUAAAACCAGUAAAAAUAGUAAUUAAACAUGACACAUUAAUUAUAUAUGUUAACCGUCAUUAACUUCCACGAACUGACUAACGUUAAGCGUCUAGCAUCAUCAUUAUACACGGUGAUUGGCAAUAUUACUGUAUUUAUAUAAUGCAGAGCACCCAGCAACUGAAUAACAAAGUAUGUGCAUAGUUUUACAGAAGUAUGUUGUUUUCUUGCAGUUUAGAAUUAGUCAAACAGGGCUGUUUGAGAUGUAUUUGUUUAUUUCUUUCUCUUUUGCUCUUGUAAGCUCCGCUAUGUGCUCGUCCAGUGCGCGCUCUCUCAAGUUUUCCGUGUGCAGCACCGCUCCCCCAAUUAAGUUCCGCCUUUUGGUUUUGAUAACGUCACGUUAUUAUUUUGUAAACUCACAUUUAAGAAUCGAUUCUUGACAUUUGUGAAUCGAUUCAGAAUCGGCCCACGUCCGAAUCGCGAUUCAUCUAAGAAUCGAUUUUUUUUUGUCCCACCCCUAUAACGUAAGCAUUACUUUUAUUGAAAAGUUACUAAGUAAUGCAGUUAGUUACUUUUUCGGGCAGUAACUUAAUAUUGUAAUGCACUACUUUUAAAAGUAACUUUCCCCAACACUGGUUAGGACCUUUUUAAAUGGUACUGCCGCAGUGACAGCUGGUUCUAAAAAGGUUCUUCGCAGCGAUAUCUUAGAAGAACCAUUUGAGUCAAAGGUUCUUAAAAUAAUGAUUUCCAUGUUUUUAUAGUCAUCAAAGAACCACACUGUAAAAAAUGCAGUAUGAAGUUAAAACAACUUGGUUUUUGCAAGUCAAUUCAACCUACUAUUUUAAGUUUUGGCUUGUAAAAAGUUGACAUAACUUAUAAAAUCAAGUUGAAAUUGAUUAACUUAUUUUUUUAAGUUAAAGUAACAAAAGUAUUUGUUGAUUAGACAAAAAUGCUGCAUUUUUUUUUACAGUUGUGCAGUUCAGUGGAUGUUAAUGGUUCUUUAUUGAAAGACAAAGACCAUUUUUGGAACCUUUAUUUUUAUAAGUGUAGUAGUGUCAUGAUGCACUAUUUGAGCUACAUGUCAUUCCAAAUAGUGUGAUUUAAUAUGGUGGUUUUUGGAAGGAGUAAAUCUUCUCAGUACUGUCAGUAUUAUAAAGCUCAGUUUUCUUAUUGUCUUACUGUUUAACCACUGAAGAAUAAAUCCAAGUAAGAUUCUUCUAAGUCUAUCCAAGUAAGAUCAGUCUAAUUCAACCCUACUGGAAUAAAUUAAGGUCAUUCAUUCUUUUCCAGAAGGAUCUUAACUCUGAACAUUUUCUGUCUAUUCUUCUUUUUCCGACAGCAUUUUUCCAUUACGGGAAGUUGGCCAGCACAUAUAAAUGGAGCACUGUUUCUAGAUUUUUUCUUUUAACUGAGUAACUGUACUGUGGUCUUCUGUAAAGUCUCCAGUGAAGUUUCGAGUUUCCUAUUUAUCCAAUGAACUAAAUGAAAACAUGUGCUUUGACUCUGGUCUGCCAGCCACAUGUGGCUAAACAGAAAAGCAAGGUAAAGUACUUGAAUUAUGUAUGAAAACAUUUUUGUAAUAUCUGCGCUAUGUGCAUCAAGAUGAGUGCAGUUAUGUAGCAAGAGGGGAUUAACGAAAAAUCUUUUUGUCCUCGAAUUCCAAAAUAUUCCACAUUAUCAAAUGCAGAUUUGUAAGGAUUAAAAUACUUUAGAAGGUAAACCUGUCACAGCAUUUCAUACAAUACAUUCCUCAUUUGGAUGAUCAAACAUGACCUUUCACCAAUAUAUGUCCAACUAAUGAAAUGUGAAACAUUUCCUAACUCAGUUUAACACUAGCUUUGUUUUAUUGUGUCUCAGGACAGUCUUUAUACAAUUUUUUAUCAUUGCAGUAUGUGUGUUCCCUAAAGAUCGAACCCUGCAAUGCUCUACCACCAACUGAGCUACAGGAACAAGACUUUCUAGUAACCAUUCAUAACUAUACCAAUCACAUGAACCACUGCAUAUCAACACCCAAACUAGCAGUGCCCUAGAAACAGAACAGUCGCGAACUCUGUACACCUUCACAAAACUACACAAGGCUUAUAACAAGCAAACUUUAAAUCUCUUUCACACUGUCAGAAAAAAUGGUCCCAAGCUGUCACUGGGGCAGUACCCUUUGAAAAGGCCCCCAGCGAGCAAAAGCCAUCAUUCACCAUCUAGCUUAACUACAUACCUAAAAUACUGUAGUCUGGCUAUGGGUAACCCACUUAUAGCCAAAAUAAAUGUAAAACUUGGUUAAAUAAACCUGAAUUACAAGUCGCCUUUUUGCCAAAAUAACUCAAGAGAUGUGUUUAGUUUCAUUUCUUUUAUUUUAUUGAUUUUUGGGCUAUGGUUAGAAAUCUAUUAAAUGCUAAAUUGCUUACUGGGUCCUAAUAUGUCCCAUUUACAGUAGGUACAGAUAUGCAUACAUUUGGUACCAAUAUACACAUUUGAGGUAUUAUUACGCACUGUUUGAUACCAGUAUGCACUUUUGAGGUACAAAUAUGAACUCUUUAGGUGCAAUGGUGUACCAGUGACAGAAAGGUCCAUUUUUUUUAAAUACUUUUAUUUGAUAACAAUAGAGUGCCACUGGGAUGACAUAUUUUUGUAGGCCGUCCCAGAAGUAAGCAGGACACUGGUUCCCUUGCCAAAAAGCCCAUUAAUUUUCCCCAAAGACCUGAUUAUUGCAACGUUUUGUACAACAAGAUAAUCUUCACUUCAAUUUUCACAUUUUUAUAAACUUUUAUAAAAAGUUUAAGUGCGUUUACUAGAAAUGGAAAGCUAACCUUAGGCUAAAAGCAAACCACACCAUCGUCUCUUCCAGUGGUGGCUCGUGACUGCUCAUCCGAUUGGUGCAAAUUGAAAAUAUGUGUUCAGAGUGUUAUGUGUUGCUCGUGUUUUCAAAAUAUGUAUUUGUUUGCGUCAUGUGAACCAUGUGCAUCACGUGUUUUGUCAAGUUAAGUGCCUGCCACACACGCGUCUUUUAUGAUAAAAGAGACGCUCAUGUUCACAAAAUACACGCAAGACACUCCCUUAACAGUAAACUUUGAGUAUCUGGCAAACGCGAGCGUCUCUUUAAUCAUAAACCCUUUAGAUGCGUCUGCAGCAGGCAGGCACUUAUUUUGACAAGAAACGUGAACAGGGCCGUGCACAGACAUUUUGAGGGGCAGUGGCCCAAACCAAAAAGUAGGGAUGCACCGAUAGGAUUUUAUUUAUAUUAACAUUUAACUCAUUUUUUACAUAUAAUGGAUUUCUUUAUGCAGUUAAUUAAUAAACAAUCGGUAUCGGCCUUUCUCAUGCUAUUACCGAUAUGCCGAUGGUUUCAAAUUCACAAAAAAUCGGCCGAUAAAUAUCGGGGGCCUAUACAUCGGUGCAUCACUACCAAAAAGGGGGCACUGGGGGAGGGCAAAAUUUAUAUGGUUUUAACAAUAUGAUGUGUUAUAGAUUAGUAUCAGAAAAAGAGAAGUGAUUAUAAUGGAAAAUAUACUUAAUAACAAGAAUUAAAGUGUGUCAAAACUGCUUAAUAUUUUAUAAUAUUUACGUGCUGAAGCUUUGAAUCCAUGUUUACAAUUUUGAAGAGCUUUUGCAGCCUUCCUUUGCAGUCUUCUUUUUUUUGUGAAAACAUUGUUUUUUAUUUUUUUGUCUACAAAGUGUGCCAACAACAGCAAAUUUGGUGUUAUUUAUAUUAGACAAUCACUGUAAUUCUAAGAAUGUUUACUUGCUAAGUUGUUAGCAGUUUUAAAAGACCAAGAGCAAAUCAUUACCCACAGAAAUACAAAAACAUACGAAAGCCAAGAGAGGUCAUCCACAUUUUUAUUUUUCCUGCUUGGUUUCUCAUGAUCUCGAGAUAACAAAAGUUGUUUUCUUGUUAUCCUGACAUGAUAAUCCAAAUGCCAUAAUGUAAUUUCCUGUCCAUAAUAUUCGUUUAUUUUGAAGUGGACUGCUGAUGCAUAUAUGAGUUGGGUUACCACGCGUAGCUCAUUGUCGAUAGACUUAAUAAAUAAAUGAAGUUUGAUGUUCGUGAAUUUAGGGACCAUCUCUAAAGUUACAAUGUACACGUUUCUAUCUUCAAUAGUAUUAAAAAGUUUAUUUGAAUAAAAAUAAAAAAUCUAAAAAAGUGUGCAUAGUUGACAACCACAUGAACACUUUACAGUUGGUUUUGUGACUGUUUGUUAACUUUAAGUAACUCCAUUUUAAUGCUGUUUAAGUAGAAACGUAUAUGGAGAUACUUUAUAGACGGUCCCUAAAUUCACCGCGCUAUCAAAUGGUCAAUUAUUGGCAAAUCUGUUUCAUCUUGAGCGAAUCCCUGAUCCAAGUAAAAUCUAAUCUGUUCAUUCAUGCUAAUUUAGCUAAAUAUGCUUUUGCUGUCUAAAAAGUAUGUUUUUUUUUGUUAGCUUUAAUCACAUCACAAGAAUACAACUGUUAUCUCGAGAUAAGGAGAAAAUUAAGUCGUGAUCACGAGAAAACAACCAAGCAAAAUAAAUAUAGUACACGACCUCUCUCGGCUUCAAACUACCAAAUUACUAAUUGAGCAGCUUAACAACUGAGGUAAUGUAAUGAAUCUACCUGUUAAUACAACAAACUGUCGUCUCCGCCCUUCAAAGAGUGGACACAGAUUGUGAGAGAUGCUGCGUAGCGGGCGGGAAAUCACAAAGUGGAUUACCAGAAAAGGUGGAUCUUUAGACGAGCGGUAACAGAACACUUUGACCCGGGUUGGCGGUUGGUGAGAGGGGCACCUCAGCUGAUUAGGGCAGAGGGGCAGUUGCUCUAGCCACCGGGCCACCCCCCUGUGCACGGCCCUGCACGUGAUGCACAUAGGAUCUAUGUGUGAUGCACAUAGUGAUGCACAGAACACAUAAUUUGAAAUGAAAAACCACACACAUGAUGGGCUACAUACAUGUUGUGACGAACUUCGCAUCGUGUGCCCUGGAAAAAAGAAGUCACCGGCCGCCACUGGUCUCUUGACAUCAACGUCAUAAUCACCAAGCUUCGAAUAGCUCAUGCUAACUUCAUUAAACACAUUUAAAAGCCUUCCUGAUAAGUAAACCUUUUUUCUACUAAGGAAAUACUCUUUGGAUGAAUCUUUGUUAAGAAAUGAAGUGUGCCCAUGUUGCAUAUUUGAUAUCUUCAUGUGUGAUGACGUUUAAAGUCCCCAAACAAAGUCUGUAGUUCCAAGUACAGUAGCAACUUGUUAGCAAGCACCCUUUUAAAGACAAUUUGAACAUUUUAAAAAGUCACAAGUAGGGAUAUUACAGGUUUUCUGUCAUAGAAUAAAACAUGAAAAUAUCUUGAGCUUAUGUUAUCCUUAUUUAAGCAGUUUAACCAAAACACCAUUGACUUCGGGAUAAUGGAACCAAAAGUACUAAAAUGCUUACUCGCUUCAGGUUUUGCCUACAAAAAUAUGUCAUGCCUGCGGCACACGAUUUAAAACAAGGUUGUAUUUGUACAUUUCACAAGACUUUGCAGUUUGUGGGUGUGUCCUUUAAAUGCAAAUGAGCUGAUCUCUGCAGUAAAUGGCAGUGCGUGGUUGAAUAGUGUAGAUUAAGGGUAUUAUCCCCUUCUGACAUCACAAGAAAAACCUAAUUUUAUUGACCUAUACUUUAACCUGCUUGCAGAGAAUGGUUUACCAAAACUUAGUUAUACUGGGUUGAUCUUUUUCACAUAUUCUAGGACAUACAAGCACUUGGGAACCAAUUAUAGCACUUGUCCCCUUUAACAUUAUAAAUAUGUUAGCUGACAUGAACUUACAAUGAACAAUAUAUUUAUAUAAAUAGCAUUUAUUCAUGUUUGUUCAUGUUAAUUAAUGUCAUGUGUUCAUGUUAGUUCAUUAACUAGUUAACGUUACAAAUUUUGAUUUUAAAAAUGUAUUAGUAAAUGCUAGAAUUAGUAAUUAUUUAA
This is a messenger RNA of Paramisgurnus dabryanus, 8633 nucleotides long. The record is from RefSeq and is a predicted model, not a curated record. NCBI's taxonomy places the organism in Eukaryota, Metazoa, Chordata, Actinopteri, Cypriniformes, Cobitidae.